Haliotis rufescens (red abalone) is the source of this 6878-nucleotide messenger RNA. RefSeq names its product tyrosine-protein kinase Abl-like. NCBI's taxonomy places the organism in Eukaryota, Metazoa, Mollusca, Gastropoda, Lepetellida, Haliotidae. Gene Ontology annotation, molecular function: non-membrane spanning protein tyrosine kinase activity; ATP binding; protein binding. The record is from RefSeq and is a predicted model, not a curated record. The coding region runs from base 217 to 4218 and encodes 1333 amino acids. The transcript has 13 exons. Gene Ontology annotation, biological process: protein phosphorylation.
UGUUCUAAUUCGUCAAGAUGGCGGCGACCGAAUAAGGGAGGAAGUAAAGAGAUAUUCGCUGAAAUUGUAGCACUAUUACACUCAACCAUGUGGAUUGGAGUAUACUGUAUACAUUGAUUCGGGUUGAAAUACAUGGAGAUGGUGUCAAAUAUGGAUUAAUGCCUGCUUCUGUGCCGCAAGGGCUUAAUCUAGGAGCCUCGUCUGCUCUCGCCAAUAAUGGGAGCUCAGCAGGGGAAGGAACCUCGGGUCAGUUCCGGGAAAACUAAAGCUAAGACAAAAGAACCAAGGGUUUCGUCGGGAAAUAUUUUUGCUGAACAUAAUGACCCGGCGCCACAGCAGCCUUUGAGCCCCAGCUCUCUCCCAGGUGAUGAUCCCAGUCUUCCAAAAAAAGCGCUGCUCCAAAACCGUCCCCUGCCUGAUGCGCCCCUGGACGUGCUGGGCUCUAAAUGGAUGUCCAAGGAGAACCUGUUGGUGGGUCAGCAGGAGGAGGACCCCAAUCUCUUUGUGGCCUUGUACGACUUCCAGGCUGGCGGUGACAACCAACUCAGCAUAGUCAAAGGCGAGCAGAUGACGAUCCUCGGCUACAACAAAGGAGGAGAAUGGUGUGAAGUUAAGAACAGAGCAGGAGAUGUGGGCUGGGUGCCCAGCAACUACAUUGCACCCGUCAACAGCUUGGACAAGUUCUCCUGGUACCACGGACAGAUAUCCCGCAAUGCAUCCGAGUAUCUGCUCAGUAGUGGAAUAAAUGGCAGCUUCCUGGUCCGAGAGAGUGAAAGUAGUCCAGGCCAGAGGUCAAUAUCAGUCCGCUUUGAGGGUCGAGUGUACCACUACCGGAUCAGUGAAGACACGGACACUGGCAAGGUAUUUGUAACAUCUGAGCACAGAUUCAACACACUAGCAGAACUCGUCCACCACCAUUCCAUCCAUGCUGACGGCCUCGUCACCACCCUCCUCUACCCAGCACCCAAGAGGAAUAAGCCCACUGUGUUCGGUGUAAGCCCGGAGCCUGACAAGUGGGAGAUAGAGAGAACAGAGAUAGCCAUGAAGCACAGGCUAGGUGGAGGGCAGUACGGGGAUGUGUACGAGGCGGUAUGGAAAAGGUACAACAAAACCGUGGCUGUCAAGACUUUAAAGGAAGACACAAUGGCUCUGAAAGAUUUCCUGGAAGAAGCCACCAUCAUGAAAGAAAUGAAACAUCCCAACUUAGUGCAAUUAUUAGGCGUGUGUACGAGGGAGCCGCCGUUCUACAUCAUCACCGAGUUCAUGGUCCAGGGCAACCUGCUGGACUUCCUGAGGGGCAGCAACAAGGAGGAGCUGGGCCCCACUGUCCUCAUGUACAUGGCCACCAUGAUAGCCUCCGGCAUGGCCUACCUGGAGGAGAGAAUGUUCAUCCACCGUGAUCUGGCUGCUCGGAACUGUCUUGUGGGGGAGAACCACCUGGUGAAGGUGGCUGAUUUCGGCCUGGCCCGUCUCAUGAAGGACGACACCUACACAGCUCAUGCAGGGGCCAAGUUCCCCAUCAAGUGGACGGCGCCAGAGGGACUGGCAUAUAACAGGUUCUCUACUAGGUCCGAUGUUUGGGCGUUUGGUGUGCUACUGUGGGAGCUUGCUACCUAUGGGAUGUCCCCGUACCCCGGGGUGGACCUGACCGACGUCUACCACCUGCUGGAGAGGGGCUAUCGCAUGGAGAGGCCAUCAGGCUGUCCAGCCAAUGUCUACCAGCUGAUGAUCAGAUGCUGGCAGUGGGAGCCCAAAGAUCGGCCAACAUUCCGUGACAUCCAUUUUGCCCUUGAGAACAUGUUUGACAUGUCCAGUGUCAGUGAAGAGGUGGAAAAGGAACUGGAAAAGAGUGAGAAGAAAAAGGCCCCUGGCCUUCCGUCUAAGAAAGGCCGGACACAGAGUUUUGAGAGCCAAGAGCAUCUGGGAGAUGGCCGCAGUAGUGCAGGUCCAACGCCACCUGCUGGUAGACGAGUAUUACCUCCCCUUGAGGACACAGACAUUACGCUCAACAGAGUGUCUGAGAUAUUAUCUCGGAAGUCCUCCAAGAAGAAGAGUGGCCCCGCCCCCACACCGCCACGGCGCACCACCUCCUGCAGAGAUCCAACACCAGAGCAACUGCAACAGCAGCAGCCACAGCAGCCACAGCAGCCGGACCUAGACUCGGAACUCAAGUCUAGAAUGAAGUUACAGAAAGCCAAAAUCGAAAGUGCUGUGGUUCCUGAGGUGGAGGAAAAUAUGUACGAAGGACCCUGGGAUAGUAAAAUGUCCAUCAUGGAACAAUCGGCUCGUGCCGGAAUGUUUCCGCCACGUUCAAAACAUGAGAGUGGGUCACCCAAAUUCAUGUCUCGGAAUGAGGCACGUGAACCAUCGACUGAUGAUAGUGGUGUAAGCAAAAGUGAUUCCUUGAAACAUGCCCAUAUAGACAAAUCAAAAUAUCUGAUAUCAGAGGCAAAUGCUCGUAGUUUUGAAAAAGGGACUGAGGAAAGGCGUAGUGGCAGAAAGAAAAGCUUACCUCAUGGUGCUAGUCUAGAUAAAAAGUUGGAGCGAGCAGCGCGAUUUGAGAAGGAAUCUUUGUUAGAAGAGAUGGAGGGACAGCAAUCAUCUCAUUUAGGGGGACAGUAUCCCAAAAAGGCCCUGCCACUACCAGCACAUCAACUUGGUGCUAGGAAGAAAUUCUCGGAUACAACUCGGCCUGGGGAUGUGAAACAAUCAACUUCAGGUCAUGAGAGCGAGGACUCCAGUAUCACUGUGGGGAAACUGGAUGUGGCCAAUGUUGCUAAGGCGAUCAAUAGGUAUGGGACCAUCCCCAAAGGUGUUCGUAUUGGAGCAUAUCUCGCCUCUAUGGAGCAUGAGCAGAACAAUCAUAGUCGUGACUUGCCCACUGUGGAGGACCAUGACUCCGGCACAGAUACUGCCAGUGUGAUAUCUUGCCCUCCUCUCAAUAUAGAGCAGGGACCUACGGUUGUCUUCAAUCCCCCGCCCACAGCUAAGGCAGAAGACAGUGAUCCUGGCAUCAAGCAGGAACCCAACGUGAAACCGUCUGCUGUAGUUAAGUCACAAUCGACUCAUGUUAUAGUAGAUAAUCAACCUGCUACACAGGUCAAGUCUCAAUAUUCUGGCUUGCUUCAAAGGCACAAGUCAGAUCUGACGUCGAGCAAGGGGAAUGGUUUAGGGAGCAAGGGGGACCUGUCCACCUACAAGUCAGAAACGGAUCUUACCAAAGGUGAUGAAUCUGUUCUCGGGAGUAAGGCUGAUGUGUCUGUCAGUAAACCCAAACCGAGUCCGAGGUUUUCCAGAAUAUUUGCUGAAAAUUCUGAGCAGAAUUCCAACAUGAAAGAUGCUUCUUUGGCAGACGACACCCGCCCGGGACCACGAGUGCCUCUUCGACCGUUGCCUCACCAGCAGGGGUCCGACUCUGCCCAUGAAGGAAAUGCAGACCACAAUUCUAUGGAGAACAACACCAAACAGGCGCCACCUCGGCCUCCUUUCCCUUUUAAAGGGAGGUCCUCAUCUUCAGAGGAAAGUCCGAAGCUUUCAGAAAAUACUGAUGCAUCCGGUGAUAAAAAUAAGUUUGAUUACAAUUUUCAUGGGUCACAAAAACCUGAGGAUUCCACCAAUAAGUUGUCCUCAUUUAAGACAUUUGGUAAAGCUAAUGCUGUGAAGGAGACCAACUUAGAUCAUGUUAAUGCUGACAAUCUUGGAACAAAUGAUUCCUCCAACAAGUCUAAAGAGAAGGAUGAAGGUAUUUAUAAGCCAGUAUUCCCUGUGUUAAAACCGGUAGCUGGGAACAACGUACCCGUGCAUCCCCUAAAGCAGACUGAUCCCAUGGAGAGGUCGCUGGUCGACCUGGGUCAGAGCAAUGCCAACGAACCGCCGUCAUCAGACUCUGAGACUUCAUCGGUGUCCAAAGAUUUGAUCAUGGAUGCUUCCAACAAGCUGCGGUCUUGUAUAGACAAACUGGCUCUGGCUGGGAAUAAGUCCAGCACCAACUUCAUGCUUCUUUCCGAGGAGGUCCAAGCAUUCUAUGCACUGUGUUGUCGAUACAUUGACUCCCUUCCCCCUCAUGCAAAAUUCCAUGCUAAGGAGCUGUUGUCUAGGCUGCAGUCCCACAGUCAGAAUUUGAAAACGUACACAAGCAGCACCCCAUCUGGGGGUGGGAGGCUGCUCAACGAUAUACAGAGCACGAAUAAAGAAAUAAUGGGGGUCAUUGACAGAUGAGGGAGGGGAGAUAACUGCGGUCUUCUCCAGAGAGGAUGGAUACUUCUGUAUAUCUCCGGCCUUUUAGCCACUCGACCCUCCCUCGGGGGCAGACUGGGUGAUAACGCCUAGAGGGAGGGACAGACAUACAUACAGACGGGAAAUACUUUUUGAGAGUAUUUUGAGAAUCAAGAGUAGCGAUAUUAGGCUGAUUGAAUGUUUGUGACCUGUUGUGUGUGCUAUAGUAUUACCCUCGAUGUGAGUUGCAGCGAUGCUGUCAGCACUGUUAAGAUGGCAGACAAGGUGUAACCCGUUUCUGCCUUUCGCUGGUGACCUCAGCAGCUGUGUGUGAACAACCAAGAACGUUUGGAUCAGAGUGAUGCUGUCACUCGGUGAAUUUGUGGAUGUCAGUAUACGUAUGUCCAAGAACAUUUCUACCAUGUGAUUUAGUUUUCCUUGAACUGUAGGCAAGCUUCAAUACAUGUUCUGCCUCUGUAAAAUAGAAAUUGCUCAUCACAGUUCACCCUUCCAUUUGUACCACAGAAUGUUGUAUUGGAAUCUAGUUGCUCAUAAAGAAAAUGGAGGCAAGCAUGCCCGGACUGCAUUAGUUUUUAAGCCCUUCCUCCCUGCUGUCGGUCAUUGUAAUAUAGAUAUGUUGAUAUUGGCUGAAUCUUUGCUCCCUUCCUCUUCUACCUUCUCUCUUUCUCUAAUUCCUCCACUAUCUCUCUAUCCUUGGUGAUGAAGAUAUCCGCCCACUUUCACUCCAUAUGUUCAUCCAUUUUCUGUUCCGCAUAUUGGUGUUCCUCUAACCAAGAUUCCUAUAGGACAUAUAUUCCCAGGAACCAGCUCAACCAACGAGCAAUGGUUGUAAAAGGAUUAAAACUGCUUCAAACACGACUACAUUACCAAACCACACUACAUUUGUCAAAAAAUAUAUAUUUAUGUUGCCAUGAUUACCAAAUGUUUGUAAUGUAGGGGAAACUGGUUCUGAGUUUUAUUUUGUUCAUGUUUGUAUUUUUUUCCAACAAAUAAUGGAUAUUUUGGUGUCAAGGCUUUUCAUGCUAUGACUGUAAUCACAUUAUAAGAACGUCUCACCUGUGGGGAUAAUGUGUCUCUGUUACUUGCUCAGAUUAUGGAAGUAAUACACUUAGUGAAGUUGCCUCUUUCAAAGCCAUAUUGUAAUGAACUCAAUGUCGGGUGUAUUGUUGACAAUAGUUGCUCAGAUCAUGACCAUAUACUAUUCACUGGAUUGGAAUCACAUCAUCGCUGUGCAUAUGCAUUUGCUGUCAUUAAACAGAUUUGAUAAUCACCACGUUUACAAACCAAGGGAACUAACUCUGCCUUGAUCUUAUUCGUAGGAACAAUUCCCAGUAAGCUUGUUGAGCUGUGUCUGGAAGAGAUUGAAUUUAUCAGGUAUGAUCAGAAUAUGUUCCAUGACGUAUUGACAGCCUUAGGUCUCUGUCAGUGGCAUGGUGUUUGUUUUAUCUCUCUUUGAUUUUAAGUGUGUUAAAGCUGUUUUACGAUGUUAUUAAGUUUGAUUAAAAUCUUUCCUGACGAUGUCAACGUGUCUCACUAAACAGUCAGCAUGGCCACUCUCUGCCUGUUCGGAAAUUGAAGCGAGUUUGUGAAGUACAUCUUCAUUUGAGUAGCUUGUUAGGUUUUGACUUACAAAAUGGUGGGGAACUGCAAUAAAUGUUGAAAAAACAUGGUAGACUGUUUCCUUCAGCUUUAAGUAUUUAUUUACACUGUUACAAUGAUAUUUUCCACACCUAUCCUGGCUGCAAGAUAUCGUUCUUAUUUUCUGUUUGUACUGGACAUGUAUACCUGUGUUCAUUAGACAAAAACACUGGAUAAUUAUAUCCUGCUCAAAAUAAGUUACAGAACACCCAAUUUGUUCAUGUGAUUUAGUUAAUCUGUCGUAGCUGGUGGGUAUUGCAACACCGCCUUUCAAUUGAGGGGGUGCGGUCGGGUUGCCCAGUGGUUAACACAUUCGCUCGUCAAGCCAAAGACCAGGGUUCGAUUCCCGACAUGGGUACAAUGUGUGAAGCCCAUUUCUGGCGUCCCCCGCCGUGAUAUUGCUGGAAUAUUGCUAAAAACGGCGUAAAACCAUACUCCCUCACUCACUCCAAUUGAGGGUAUUCUUAAACUUGUUUUGAGUAGUACACUAUAUAACUUUUAAUGAGUGCAAUUCUAACGAAUAUGUUCUAUGUACAGAUAUUAAGCUCUUGAGGCUUUUGUUUCAAGUGGCAUAUGCAAUGUGUAUUUUGUGUACUCUAUCAGUACAUAACAAUACAUACCAAAAUCCGUUCAUAUGUUUUUGCCGACAUCUGUGACAGAGAAAUUAGCAGUCACAAGUAUAUCAUAUCCCAUUCCCUCCAUGGCUGGCCAAUCCACUGUUGAUGAGUAUGUUGUAAGCAUUAUUUUGUAACUUUCUAUAUAUUCAUGAACAUGGUGCCUAUGUCACUUGAAACAAAACCUACUUUCAUGGCUUCUCGCUAGCAGAUAUGUCUGUAGUCUUGAUGACUGUGCCAUUUGUGAUCUAAGUCUUUAUAAAAAAAUUAUUUAAUUUGCUGCAUAAUUAGCAUUAUGUCAGAUGUAACUUAUGUUGUGUCAAAAUGGCAUCGACCUUAUUGUAAAGCUAUUAUUGAAAUUUGUAAAUAAAAUGUAAAAAUAACUGCUAA